Molecule: messenger RNA, 2045 nt
Organism: Hymenoscyphus albidus
Lineage: Eukaryota; Fungi; Ascomycota; Leotiomycetes; Helotiales; Helotiaceae
Source: the annotation of a GenBank genome assembly
AUGGGCCCAUAUACCGCCUCGUUAGAUCCUAAAAAGAAAGAAAUCAGACAGCUUGUUCUCCAGCCCCUCAAAGCUGGAAACGUAAUUCAGUGCUCGACUGAAACGAUAUCCUUAUUGGAGCAACCCGAAUUUGAAGCCUUAUCUUAUGUUUGGGGGGAUGCAUCAAUUCGACAAACCAUCACAUUCAAUGGUUCCCCUUUUACAGUGACCCAAAACCUCGCCAUCGCUCUCCGGUAUCUUCGACUGCCAGAAAAACCACGGAGAAUUUGGAUCGACGCUUUGUGCAUAAACCAAGAGGACACCAAUGAGCGAAAUAGUCAGGUCAGCAUGAUGGGCGAGAUCUAUAGGUGUGCAAGCCCGGUAUUGAUAUGGCUUGGCGAGUCUUCAAAAGAUACUGAUGAGGCAUUUGCCUUGAUAUCUCAUGUCUACAAAGAACAUGACAUUACCAAGGAGAUGUCUCGACUGCUUUUCUCUUUCUAUAUACAACUUGUAGGAAGAGAGUGGUUCACUCGCCUUUGGACUAUCCAGGAACUCGUCCUCGCUAAACAAGACCCCCUCAUAGGAUGCGGACUUUCCUGGACGACCUGGAGUACACUGUUUGGGGUGUGGCAAAGAGUAGCCAUGAAGGAAUUUUCGAAGAUGGGGAUGGUGAUGCUCAAAGAGGGGAGAAGUAACGAGGAUAAAGACAGCGUGAAUGUCGUAGUUCGUCCCAACGCCAUUAGAAUUGAUCUUCUCAACAAUCUACGAGUAGGAGUUGCUAGUAAAAGAGGCGAGGACUUACGGGACUUAUUGCUUAAUACAGUUUCUUCAAACGCAACUGAACCGAGAGACAGGAUAUAUGGCUUACUGGGUAUGCUAAGUGAACAAGAUAGGCAAUACUUCAAGGUAGACUACAACCGGCCUUUAGGAACUGUAUUUGCCGAAGCAGUGUCGCAUAUAUUCCAAAACGGCAAAGGGGCGUUUCUUCUUUCCGGCUUGAAGCUUGCAGGACCAAACUUUUCGGAUCCGUCUUUCCCUUCAUGGGUUCCGAAGUUUGGUACCAAAUCACUUCUUAGCCCAUCUCGCUUCCACCCUGCUGGAAUUGGGGCUUCGGGCUCAGGUAGUGAUGCAAUUAACGGAGAAGUGGAUUCAAAUCUACAAACACUUCGUAUUCGAGGUCUGCCAGUCGAUAUUAUUGUUGAUAAGAUCGUAUUUGGCGAAUCAGUGAACCCUUUGGCUCACUUACCUCGGGUUGAAUCUUUCGCCAACAAGGCUCGCGAACUUGCAGCUUCCUAUUCCACAACCCGACCACAUUUGCACGCUUUCAAGACCAGCGAACCACUCUGGCGGACGUUGAUAGCAAACAAAGCAUACUCGGGAGCAACCCGCGAGUCCGCACCCGAAUCUUACAGUGAAAUGUACGAGAAAAUACUGGAAAACCCACUAAGCGAGAGCGAUGAAAGCGUUCGGGAAUACCGAUUGAGUCUGUUAAACCAUUUGCCGUCUUCCUGUUUUUUCAUCACAGCAACUGGAUUCUGUGGAAUCGGGCCUGAUAUCAUCGAAAAAGGAGAUCACUUAGCUAUUUGGUUUGGGGCUCCAGCACCAUUCAUUCUAAGACAAUACGCACGCGCUCAAAACGAUCAUGAGAAACAGGUUUACUCUGUCUGCGGGGUAGCAUACGUUGCUGGAAUUAUGGAGGUAUGUGUUCUCUAAUUUAUUGCCUCCCUUUCUGCAUUGUUCGACGGCGACAGAGAUAUAUUUAAGCAAGUCUUAAUUCCUCCAAAAUCUAUCACGUAACUCGAAAAUGUUAUGUAAUUUAGCAUUACUGACUCCGGUAUCUUUUCUAGGGUCAGAUGGUGGAUGAGGUGUACUGCGAAGAUUUGGAGAACGACAUUAUGUUUGUUGUUAGAUAGGGUUCCCGCUGAGUAUCUGUCUUUAUGCUACGAGGCAUACCGGGUUGGUAUUUCAAGCGAUUUGGUUGUUCCUCUCUGCUAUUGCCUCGGUUUAUCUUUUCGGGGAUGAUAACGAUAGAUCAGUAGAAAGCUUCUCAAGGGAUAGAAUAGCAG